GUCACCGCCAUGAUUGGCCAAUCCCUGUUAUUUUUCAAAUGGAGUGGCGGUGCUUCAUGCCGUACACCUGAUGUGCAAUUAAGUCUUUGUCUUCCAGUCCUCCAGGCUGUAAACCUUCAUAACAGGAUGCAAUCAUAGCAGCAGGCACAUGUCUUCAUAGAUGAACGAGGGUCGAGUGUCUGGAAGGCUGCUAGGGAGAAGUUGGUGGACUGGAUAGGUUGCUUAGUCAAGGGAACACGAAAGAUUUGAGCCGAGUCUUGCUGCUUAGUUUUUCAUAUUGAUGAAAGUGACAAUUAUCAACAAUUUUACCAAGAAACUUAUGCUGUUCGUCGUAAUUCUGUAAUUUCUACCAUGUGUGAUAGAUUGGAGAAACCGCUGCCGUUGUCCGAGAGUCAAAAUAUACCGCAUCAACACAAAGGCAAGGGAUCUACAGUAAAAGAAAAGAAAUUUUUAACACUGCAGCUAUCAAAAUCAUGUGUGAACAGUUUUUCGCCACAAUUUGCUGAAAGUCAUAGCAAUAUCAUGUUCUCUCCAGUGACAGAUCUAGCUUUGAAUCUGCAUGAACUGACAACAGCAAGUCUUUGUGGCACACCUAAGCGGAGAUUAUCAUUAUCAAGCACCGGAACUCCUACUCCUCCUCCUGUGAGACCAUUAUUUAGACAGCUUUCAUCAGUAGAUGGAGGUUGUUUCGUAGAUUCUCCAAGUCCUUUAGAUUCUCCUACAUAUGAACAGAGAUUUGAAAGUGUCUUUGAAAGUCUAGAGAGGGACCAAAAUCUAAGGUCCUCACGAGAGGGGAGUGCUUUCAAGAGAUAUUCAUCUGUACCUACUAACCUAUCAGAACUGCAAGGCUCAUGUAGUCCUUCAUUUGAGAACCUGGGCUUUCCUAAAGGCAGCAUCACAAGGACAGUUAAGUCUCCCAACUCUGACCUUGCAUCCAGUUUUGGAGGAGGUGUGGAUGACCAAGAUGGGGGAUCUCAGGACAGUGGGGUUGGACAGGAACCUGAUGACUUCAAAUUCAUCAAGCCAAUCGAUUUGGCACCUAGGAGUCGCUACAGACACAUAAGUGAGGAAACUUGUUCACCCAAGAAAUAUUCCCCUGUAAAGCAGUCUCCUGGAAAGACAAUACAGCAGAACUCGUUUGGUCAGGAUAGCUCUCCUGCUAAAUGUAGAAGACCCACUUCAGCUCCUGCUGGAACAAUUACUUUUAACUUAAAAGUGCCAUCCCCUAUUCAAGAAGCAGACAGCCCUGGUCUAUUGACCAGCUCACUGACUAGCAGCAUGCAUGAAGAUGAUGAGGACGAUGGCUUCUUAGAGCAAUUGGACAUAGACAGGGAACAGACUUCAUUGCCUAGCAGUAUGUCUGGUUUACUAACUGCUCCCAUUACUGUGGCAAAUGAUGAAAAAGAAAAGGAGAAUAUUACAGUGAACAAUAGAAUAUGGAGGACAUGUACCAGACCUCGAGGCUUGUUUAGAUCUCCAAGUGCACCGAAGCUGGGCAGAUCACAGUCUUUUGAUGUAAGAUCAAGACCUUUCUCAUACAAGAGAUCUGAACCACCCAGAGAAAACACGACACCCGUGUCCAACAAGCGAAGAAAGAGUGUCGUGGAGUAUGACACAUGUUCAAAUCCAGAAACAGAGAUUGCUCCUGCAAGGCGGAUGCAUAGGUGCCAUUCUGAAACAGAAGCUAUGAUCAAAAGUGCAUUGAAUAAAGGUGACAGUGAGCAGGACCUCAUUGGGGAUUUUUCAAAGGAUUAUUGCCUACCACUUAUUAGAGGAAAGCACCAAGAUCUCAAGGCUAUCACACCAAAUACAUUGGAGAAAUUGAUCAAUGGAGAAUAUGACCAAGUUGUUGAAGAGUACACAAUAAUCGACUGUCGAUAUCCAUACGAGUAUGAAGGUGGUCAUAUCAAAAAUGCAAAAAAUAUAUACACAAAAGAAGGUAUAAUGAAAGAAUUCUUGGAGACUCCACCAAAAGAGAAGAACAGUUCUAAGAGGACAGUUCUCAUUUUUCACUGUGAAUUUUCAUCAGAGAGAGCUCCAAACUUGAGUCGCUUUUUACGGAACAAGGACAGAGAUUCAAACAAGGAUUGUUAUCCAGCACUACAUUAUCCAGAGAUUUAUCUUUUGGAAGGUGGAUAUAAGGCUCUGUACUGUGAAAAUAAGGACCUUUGUGAGCCUCCAGAAUACAAACCAAUGCUUCAUGUUGACCAUGCUCAAGAUCUCAAGCAUUUCCGUACCAAGUCUAAGUCUUGGGCUGCAGGCGAUCGUAAUAGCAGACUAGGAUUAAGGACAGGGUCUUUAUUUAAAGACUGUAACUGAAAUUGCUGACUUCUAAUUGUUGUAUAGAUGAAAUAUUUAUAGGUUAUUUGAUUUAUCAGUGAAAUGCCAUGUACCUUUCUUCCUAAAAGUCCUUUUAUAGAGAUGUUAUGAAUGAGUGUUAUGUUUUAUGUUUAUGUGUAUUUAUGAAUGUGUAGGUAAAUGUGACAUCGCUUGUGUAUGUGUGUGUGAUAGUAUUUGUACAUACUUUGGUAGAACUGGCAUUCUCCAUUUGUAUACAUAUAUGUGAUUGGCUCCAUGUAAAUGUACAUGUUCAGUAUGAAAAGAAUACUUUAUGACUAAUAUCUAGUAUUGUAGAGAAAAUAUUUAGACAUCCAUGGUAGCUAAGAAUGCAUUAGUGUAUGUAGUAUGUUGGGAAAAGACAAACAGAUAGAAAGGCAAGUUGUGAAAUUGCUUAAGGGGUCUUACCUUAGGUAAAAGCUUUAUUAUUAUUGUUACAAUUCUUUUAAAGAAACAAUUUGAGUCUUUUUUAUAAUUAGCAUCUGAAGUAAAGUAAAGCACACAUUAUGAAAUAAGUUUGAAGUAAAUUAAUUGUUUUACCAUUGUUUUGUUUUACCAACUUAUCAAGUAAGAACUGUCUUCAUUGAAAUCACCAAGUCACUAUGUGUUAUAAUUAACAACACUGUUCUUUUGCAAUAACUUUAUUGUCAUAACUUUUUUACAAUUUUAAUGACAUUUUAUUAUUAUUUUUAAUUAAUUUUUUUUUCAACAAAUGGCCCUAGGAAUUUUGGUUGAAAGUAAAGAUGUUAAAACAAAACUUAUGAACUGGCAUUAUUAUUUUGUUUUAAUAUUUUGUAUCUUGAAAAUAUAUGCAAGUGCAUUGAUUAUUAACUACUGUGGCUUGACAAAUGUGAAAUAGUACAAGUUGCAAUUUAACAUAAUAGCCUGAUCGGUUUUGGUUUUGAUGUAAAUUUUGAUUUUGAAUCGACCUUCCAAAAUAAUAUUUUUACUGUUGGUCAAGUCUCAUGGAGAAAAUUUGCAGUAUAUAGUAUCAACAUUCUUGAUAGUGUAUAUAGACAGAAGAAAUAUUCAAAGAUGUUGGUUCAGGGCUUUUGUUACCAGGGUUGUUUUAAUUUUUUAUUUACCAUGUGUUUGUUUAUUUAUUUAUUCAUUCUACCUUAGGCCCCAAUGUUAAUUUUUUCAUUGUAUUUUAUGUUGUCACUUAUAUAAAGAGAAUGGUGCAUAAAAAACUUGACUUGCAAUUUUGUAAAUGAAUGUUUACAAAUCAUUUCUCUGACCUGUAGCUCUGAUUAUCUGACAUAAUUUUACCUGUUUACUUUUAUCUUUAUUUGAAUUUUUUUUUCAUCAGUCUCAUGAAGCAAUGCAGUUUAACACAUUUAAAAUUUGGGUGAGAAUGUACCUGUAUUUCAAAUAGGACAUUUUUCAAAGUAACAUCCAGAUAACGUACGUUCAGCAUGUAUUUGUAAAUUAUGCCUGUGCAUAAUGGAUUUCACAUGCACAGCUGUCACUGACUUGAGAAUUUUCACUAAUUGAAUUUUAUAGCUGUUGUGAGUGUGAAAAUGUAUGGUUUACUUGUAUGAUUGUCAGUAUCCAUGUUUUUUUAAUACAAUAAACAUACAUGACUGAACUUUGA
Lingula anatina is the source of this 3931-nucleotide messenger RNA. RefSeq names its product M-phase inducer phosphatase 2. The record is from RefSeq and is a predicted model, not a curated record. NCBI's taxonomy places the organism in Eukaryota, Metazoa, Brachiopoda, Lingulata, Lingulida, Lingulidae. Gene Ontology annotation, biological process: positive regulation of G2/M transition of mitotic cell cycle; protein dephosphorylation; G2/M transition of mitotic cell cycle. Gene Ontology annotation, cellular component: cytoplasm; nucleus. Gene Ontology annotation, molecular function: protein tyrosine phosphatase activity.